Messenger RNA from Helianthus annuus (common sunflower), 3383 nucleotides. Its product is annotated as ATP-dependent Clp protease proteolytic subunit. The record is from RefSeq and is a predicted model, not a curated record. Gene Ontology annotation, cellular component: endopeptidase Clp complex. Gene Ontology annotation, biological process: protein quality control for misfolded or incompletely synthesized proteins. Lineage: Eukaryota; Viridiplantae; Streptophyta; Magnoliopsida; Asterales; Asteraceae. The transcript has 3 exons. Gene Ontology annotation, molecular function: ATP-dependent peptidase activity; serine-type endopeptidase activity; ATPase binding. The coding region runs from base 1 to 591 and encodes 196 amino acids.
AUGCCUAUUGGUGUUCCAAAAGUACCUUUUCGAAGUCCUGGUGAGGAAGAUGCAUCUUGGGUUGACAUAUACAACCGACUUUAUCGAGAAAGAUUACUUUUUUUAGGGCAAGAGGUUGAUAGUGAGAUCUCAAAUCAACUGAUUGGUCUUAUGAUAUAUCUCAGUAUCGAGGAUGAUACCCAAGAUCUGUAUUUGUUUAUAAACUCUCCUGGCGGAUGGGUAAUACCGGGAGUGGCUCUUUAUGAUACUAUGCAAUUUGUGCAACCAGAUGUACAUACAAUAUGCAUGGGAUCAGCUGCUUCAAUGGGAUCUUUUAUCCUGGUCGGAGGAGAAAUUACCAAACGUCUAGCAUUCCCUCACGCUUGGGUAAUGAUCCAUCAACCUGCUGGUUCUUUUUCUGAAGUAGCAACGAGAGAAUUCAUCCUGGAAGUGGGAGAACUGCUGAAACUACGUGAAACCCUGACAAGGGUUUAUGUACAAAGAACGGGCAAACCCGUAUGGGUUGUAUCCGAAGACAUGGAAAGAGAUGUUUUUAUGUCAGCAACAGAGGCCCAAGCUUAUGGAAUUGUUGAUCUUGUAGCGGUUGAAUGACAAUAGCCUAGAUUUCACGUCAAUUCUGAAAUUCACCCUGCCGAGUUUAAUAUUAAUAUUCUAUGACUUUUUUUAUUAUUCUAUAUUCUAUUGAAUAAAAGUAAUUCAUAAUCAUCCGGUUAGGAUCGAUCUAAACCAGCCCAUUAUGUAUAGGAUUCAACAUGCCAACGAUUAAACAACUUAUUAGAAAUACAAGACAGCCAAUUAGAAAUGUCACAAAAUCCCCCGCGCUUCGGGGAUGCCCUCAGCGUCGAGGAACAUGUACUAGGGUGUAUGUGCGACUCGUUCAGAUCAUGAACUAGAACAAAGGAAAGAGAACAAUGUUCGAAUAUCAAUGAUCAAAUAGGAUAGACCGGAAAAACGAACUACAUUUCCUAUCUAAAAAUCGAUGAUACCCCUUUUAUUGUGUAUGAAAUUUAUGGUUUCUGUUGGUGUAAAUCCACUCACCUCAAUUCAAGAUGAGAAGCAAUUCUCCAUUGGUAGCAAAUGGUUAUCCAUUAAGCGGAGGAAAUCUUAGUUAAAAUAAACCCCUCUUGCAAGAACGGACUAACAGGGUCAGCUACCCAGCCAAUCUUCAUAAUUAAAUACCGUUACUGUAUAGGUAGAGCUCGUUGUGAAAGACCUAUUACUGGAUAAUUCAUGGGUAGAGCCGAAGAAUGUGAACUAUACAAGUUAGCAAUAACACUGAUUAAAUGAAGUAAAGGCUCCGGUGUAUAGAGAAGACCUCACCGUUUAAGAAGUAACCAUAGAAACGAUGGAAUCCACUAUUUCUUUAUCAUUACUUUUCUUUUUUAAUACCUAGUAUAGUACAAUUUCGUAUUUCGAGGUGAAAUGCCUCGAAAUAAAGAAAAAUUGUGGUUGGGAAGGUUAUAGUAGCCAAAGCCAUUGGAAUUAUUAGUUUAUACAUUGGAAAAAUCCGUUUUGUUAUUCAUAUACUAGGAAAGGGGCAAAAGAAUAACUGAAAGAAAGGAAAUCGAUUAGUUAUUCAUUAAAGUUUCAUUUAUUCAAUGACCAGAAUUAGACGGGGAUAUAUCGCUCGGAGACGUAGAACAAAAAUUCGUUUAUUUGCAUCAAGCUUUCGGGGGGCUCAUUCAAGACUUACUCGAACUAUUACUCAACAAAAAAUAAGAGCUUUGGUUUCGGCUCAUCGGGAUAGGGAUAGGCAAAAAAUCAAUUUUCGUCGUUUGUGGAUCACUCGAAUAAAUGCAGCAAUUCGCGAAAGGGGGGUAUGCUAUAGUUAUAGUAGAUUCAUAAAUGAUCUGUACAAGAGACAAUUGCUUCUUAAUCGUAAAAUACUUGCACAAAUAGCUAUAUCAAAUAGGAAUUGUCUUUAUAUGAUUUCCAAUGAGAUCAUAAAAGAAGUAAGUUGGAAGGAAUCCACCGGUUAAACGGAGUUGCCCGGAGAAUGAACUCCGGUAAGGUCGAAUAAAAAUGAAUAGAAUAUGAUAAAUAUGAGAAAGUAGUCAAAAUAAAGUAGUCAAAAUAAAUAUGAAUCAACACGUUCACUAAAAAAAUUUCUUCUUCCCAGAUUAUUCUUUUUUUUCUUACGACACAAGAAUUCAAUCCGGAUUCUUGGAUUUUUCCAACAAAAUAGAAAUCCGCGUUUGAGUUCGGAUGGGGAUUUGAAUUCAAGUGAAUAAAGAGUAAACCUAUCUUUUUCUGGCUCUAAGACUAGGAGUUCUAGUGGUCGACUCGGUUCUUUCAAAUUGUUUCUCAUUAUUAAGAAAAGGUAACAAAGAUAAAAUACGAGCUUGUUUUAUAGCAAUAGUAAUUAAUUGUUGUUGUUUCAAGGUCAAUCUAUUUACUCGUCUAGAUAAUAUUUUUCCCUGUUCACUAAUAAAUCGACUAAUUAAACUCAUGUUUUUAUAAUCAAUUCGAUCCCCCGAUUGGAUCGGGGGCAAACGCUUACGAAAAGAUCGCUUGGAUUUAAGAAAAGUUCGCUUGGAUUUAUCCAUGGUUUGGUUAGUUUAUUUCUUAUCCCUAAAAUCCUAUUUUAGCCGGAUCUCUAAUUAUAAUAAAUAAAUAGGAUUUGGUUUGUUUAUAAUUAUCUUUAACUAUGUUAAAUUUAAAUAUGUUAUAUAUAUAUAUAAUGUCAUUUUUCCCUUUCCUUGUAAGAUAAGGGCGCAAGUGCUCGCUUCAAUUUAUUUCUUUAUCUCCCCGUGAAUCGUAUGUUUGUAACAAUAUGGACAGAAUUUUAGUAACUCCAAUCGAUUAGGCGUAUUGUGCCGGUUCUUUUGAGUAAUAUAUCUGGAAAUGCCCGUUGAUUCCUUAUUAACACCGUUUCGAACACAAGCGGUACAUUCCAAAAGAACCGGUAUUCGCGCAUCUUUACCCUUGGCUAUGAACCUCCUUUGGAUUUUUCAUUUACUCAACUCUUCCUCUUUCAAUCCGAAACGAAAAAGAAGAAAGGAAGGAAAAACAAAAUAGAAUUUGUAACUUGCUAUCCUCUUAUGCAAGAUUUCACUACAAUCAAUAUAGGAAAUAAGAUAGAAAGAUUUCUAACCUUUCAAAUACCAAAUACAAAUAACAGUACAGCAUUUCAUAUAAGUAUCUUGUAUAAUACUCUUUCCCUAGAACCACUGUUUGUAUUCGACUUCCAUAGAAAUUUCAUAUGAAUUUAAUUCCAACCCGACCCCGAGUCUCACAGUUGUUGAAUGCACUUUUAUUCUUUCUCUUUCCUCCCUUGUUCUAAAAAAGGGAAAAAAGAGAAAAGAGGGGGCUGGUAUUUAAUUGUAUCUCUAAUCUUCUUUAUUCCUUCCCGCGUCAAUAACUAGAAAAAGGGGAACGUCAAU